Messenger RNA from Salvia hispanica, 1385 nucleotides. The record is from RefSeq and is a predicted model, not a curated record. NCBI's taxonomy places the organism in Eukaryota, Viridiplantae, Streptophyta, Magnoliopsida, Lamiales, Lamiaceae.
CAAAAGGGAUUGGGGUUUUAGAUCCUUGGGAAAUCCCUUUUCUUAAUACCCUUAUUCCCCCUUCAUCCGGAGCUGUCUUCUUCGAGGCCCUUCCGGCUUCCUCCUUGCCGUCUUUCUUCUGGAGUGAGAGUGAGUUUAAUAGACAGUGCCCAAACUAAUUCCACCAACACAUGAAUAUGUAACAAGCAAUGCUGUCGGCCCAGUGAGGAUGUCAUUUACUCAAAUCUGGCUAAGCAAACGUCUCAUUCGGUUUAUUUGUUUUUUCCAAAGCCGUUCUCUUUUAUCAAUCAAGAAAUAACAUGUGAAUGUUGUAAAUUGAUGAACUACGAAAUCAACUUUUCCAUUGAUUCAGCACCAAAGUGGGCCAAAGCAGCAUGCACUAACACCUCAUUACUUAGGAAACCAUAUCAUUAACUUGGGUCCAUUCAUCAAAAGAAUAGUAUAUUUAAAGCCAACAACAAAUUCAACUCCAUCAUAUUCAUGGGGCACAAUCUCUGUUGUUCACCUCUUCGGUCCACUGCUUAGCUGAAUCACUGGACACCAUUCUUCAUGACCAUGCUCUGAGAGUCAUGAGUCAGCAGCGACAGCGCUCGGACAAGCUCUACGAUGCUAGGCUCCCUAAUUAUCUAACCGGGAUGAAGGUUUCCGUGGUAGAGCUGAGGAGCACAAGUCUAUGGAGAAAAGGAGCCAAUUUCAGCAGCUUCCUCAUCCCACCCAACACUCUUCCCAUGCCUUAUGUGAAGAGACUCCUCAUAGUUUACCACAAUCUUGGCAACUGCUCUUCUUCAUACUACAGCUUAUCCGGUUACACACUCUUGACCCCGGUUGUUGGCUUUCUGGUUUAUGAUGCCUCCAGCAAAAACUUGUCGAAUGUGGAGCUCAACACCAAUGGGAAGACUAUAUCUGUUUCCUUCAACAGUAACUCAUCGGGCAACGAGGGUGCGAAAUGUGCUGCAUUUGGGCCUCUCAGGGACGUCUUCCUAAGUGAUCUGACAGCAACACUCAAGGCCAUUUCUCUAUAGUAACUCCAAGCAAUAAAAGACACAAGACUUUGGUGUUUUGGAUACUCGGGUUUGUGGCAGGAUUCACGGGGCUGAUCUUAGGCACAGUGGUAGUUUGUAUGAGAAGUGAAGAAAUGGAAAGAGAUGCAGAUGAAGCCAUGAAGGAGAGUUUUUGAAGACUUACUGGAUCGCUAGCAGCAAAAUGCCAAGAGCUCAAGUUACAAGAACUCAGCCUGUUCUUGAGACUAAAAUCCACCCAAAUCCAAAACUGUCUUUGUAUGCUUAAUUACACUCUUUCUUUUUCAUUACAAUAGCCUUCAAGGAUCUCUCUCUUCUUGUAAACAACAUUGGGAUUUUUAUUACAUAGUCGACUGGUUAUUUGCA